AUGGCCCAGCAGGAGCGGGAGAAGAGCCUGGCAGAGCAGAAGGUAGCUGGCAUCUCCCAAAGGUUCUCCUUUCUGGAUGCCGACCAGCCCCGAGGUGGCGGCCUGGUCCGCAGCUCCCAUCUCUGGGCAGCCACCCUGGGGAGCAGGGAUCGAUUCCAUACACUGCAGAAGAUGGACACCAACAAAAGCAUCGACUGGGGCAGGCACAGUCUGGGGAGCUGGGGUAGGACUUCAGGCAGGUUCUCCGUUAGCCCCAGCAGCACCCGGAGGAAGGAGCUGAAGGAAAUCCUCCUGCAGAGCAACAGCCCUGGCAGCACCAUGCGGUUUGCCACUGCUCAGAAGACAUCCAGCAGCAGCAAUCUUCCUGCAGGGCUGCACCAAGAACAGAAGCCUGAGCAGAGCCCUGAUCUGCUGCCCCUUGUCCUUGAUCCCCUGGAGCACGCGUGGCUGCUGACGGUGGCCGAGGGUGAUGCAGACAGCAUCAUCAAGCUGCUGGACCUGGAUCCCAGCCUGCUGACCAGGAGAGACUUUGUGACAGGCUUCACUGCUCUCCACUGGCUUGCCAAGCAUGGCCACCAUGAAAGCUUCAUCCAAGUCAUCUCCCAUGCCCAGAAGAAAGGCUACCCUGUCAACAUGAACAUCCCCACAGCCAGCGGUGGGCUCACCCCUUUGCACCUGGCUGCCUUGCAGGGACAUGAGGUGCUCAUCAAGGUGCUGGUGGGAGCUUAUGGGGCAGACACCAGCUGCAGGGACCACAAUGGGCGCAAGGCUUGGCAGUACCUGCCAGCAGAUACUUCCAGGGACCUGAAGGAGCUGGCAGGGGCCUUGGAGGAGGACUUGGUCCAGCUGCAGUCUCACAACACCAACAACAACUGUAAGUCAUCCAGAGAGGCUGGGGCAGGGCAAGACUCUGUGGACUCCAGGGCCAAGGGAAAAGCCCAACAGUCCUGGAGCCUGUCGACCCUCCGAGGCUUUGUUAGACAGGCAUUGGCUUUCUUCCAUGAGCGCUGA
This is a messenger RNA of Cinclus cinclus, 1011 nucleotides long. RefSeq names its product sosondowah ankyrin repeat domain family member D (gene SOWAHD). Lineage: Eukaryota; Metazoa; Chordata; Aves; Passeriformes; Cinclidae. The record is from RefSeq and is a predicted model, not a curated record. Bases 1 to 1011 code for a protein of 336 amino acids. The transcript has a single exon. Gene Ontology annotation, molecular function: protein binding.